Molecule: messenger RNA, 560 nt
Organism: Dioscorea cayenensis subsp. rotundata (Guinea yam)
Lineage: Eukaryota; Viridiplantae; Streptophyta; Magnoliopsida; Dioscoreales; Dioscoreaceae
Product: upstream activation factor subunit spp27-like
Exons: 2
Coding region: 179-391 (70 amino acids)
Cellular component (GO): nucleus
Source: RefSeq, a predicted model, not a curated record
CUUUUUUUUCCCUUGUCGACCCCCACUCCAAACAUAACAUAAGACUUAAAUGUAAUAUUACAUCCAAAAAAAACCAAUUAUAAAAUUAAAAUAAACAAAAAAGGUAAAUAAUAAAUAUAAUAUAAAAAAAGGUAAAACUUCUGCACGUAUCCUUUGGCCGGUGGCCGUGUCUCCGACCAUGCGUGACUUUCUGGCCGUUCCUGAGGUAUCCCGCCCCGAUGCGUUGAAGAAGAUCUGGGAGCACAUCAAGCUCCGCCAACUCAAGAACCCAGCAAACAAGAGGGAAAUCCUUUGUGAUGAGAUGCUCAAGAGCAUAUUUGAUGGGAGAGACAAAGUAGGGAUGCUUGAGAUUGCAAGGCUGGUGUCUUCACAUUUUCAGAAAUCCAAAUGAUCUGUUUUAAGAUAGACAAAUUGAGCCCUUUUUUUGUUCUUCCUAACCUUUUGUAUUUUAUGUUCACGAUGUUGUAAGCACUCUGAUCCAACUUUAUGUAGAGCAAGACUUGCUUAUGCUGCAGUUAAACUUCCUGGGGUUGUAAUCUUUCAUCCAAGUUUAGAAUUUA